GUCAUUUUGGACGUAUUUAAUAAGCUAUAGGUUAGUAUGGCUUUUCGUUCCCCGAAAACGUCUCGCACGUUAAGCACAAAAGAUGUCAUAUGACUAUGGAGAGAAAAAUGGUAAAAAAAGUUUUACUAUAAAUACAUAUUAAGGCCCUCAUACAUGGGUGUUACGCUUUCCUAAUGCUGGAGGAACAAAGCAAUCCCCAAUCAACUUAAACACAAUGUCAAUGAGGCUUGACGAAUCACUGGCUCCAAUAAAUGUGGACUUAAAUGGACUUCAAAACCAAACUUUACACGUUAAAGACCACAAUUUCUCAGUCGAAGUGAAAGGAAACGCAGUAUUAUCCGGUGGUCCAUUGGCAUCAGAAUAUAAGCUGAUACAAUUUCAUUUACAUUGGGGAUCCGGUAAUAAUUGGGGCUCCGAGCAUAUGAUCAAUGGGAUAAGUUGUCCAGCUGAACUACAUUGUGUAUUUAUUAAUACUAAAUAUGCUACAAUGGAAACCGCUAUUACUUAUUCUGAUGGAUUAUCAGUUGUCGGUAUAUUUUUUCAAUUGGGCAAAUCAUCGAAUAAUAAUAACGCCUUAAAACGUUUAUGCUCAUUGUUGAAAUCAACAAAGAAAGGCGAAAGCAAAGAUAUUCAACCUAUGCUUGAUUUGAACACACUUUUGCCAACAUCAUGAAGUGGUAAUUUAGUCGAAGAAAAUUCCACAUUUUUCAUGUAGGCGAGUAAAAACGACAGAGAACGAAAUACGCCCUCCAUCAUGGAUUAUUAUAGUGCAAUCAAUAAUUCCCGUUUUAUUUUGGGUGGUUGUCAAGUGAAGGGUCAAAAUUGCGAAUGACAGUGGAGGUUAUCCCCACUUAAUUUAUAUGAUCGCUUAAUUACAAGGAAUUGAAGACAAUUCACUGGAAAAACUUCUCUUCUACAAAAUCAUUUACCGAAGCUGUACAUCUGUAUUAUUAGUGAAAGGAGUACACAAUUUAUGUACAUUAUGUUGAUGAUUUAUCCAGAUACUACACGUAUUCCGGAUCAUUAACUACCCCACCAUGUAAUGAAUGUGUCACAUGGAUCGUUCUAGAUGAGCCGGUAGUGAUGACUAUUGAUCAAAACUUUAUAGAAUAACUAAAGAUCAACAUAAUAUCCGUCCAUCAUAUGAAUGAAUAACCUUUUAUUCCCUGUGAAUCAUGUUGUUCAAUAUAAACUUAGCCAAUAUUUUCAAAUAGAAAUUCAUUAUAAUCAAGUUGAAAAAACAAGAAAGAAAAUUCAAAAAGUUUUUCAUUCGAAAGAAACUGAAAUCAAUAAUGAAGUUUGUUUCAAUGGAGUAGAAACUCGAAUUACCGAUCAAUUUAUAGUCACGAGAAACGGAAUAUACGAUUUCCCUUGUUUUAUUAAUGACCCUGAUAAAAAAAAGUGUUAAUUGACAGUAAAUUUUCGUGAUAGAUAAAUGUCUUUUUUUUCUUUUUCAACUCUUAACUGUCGAUUUAUUGCUAAUGAUUACAAUCUAU
Schistosoma haematobium is the source of this 1496-nucleotide messenger RNA. It is a transcript of the gene CA1, whose product is annotated as carbonic anhydrase. The record is from RefSeq and is a predicted model, not a curated record. The transcript has 6 exons. Gene Ontology annotation, cellular component: cytoplasm. Gene Ontology annotation, molecular function: carbonate dehydratase activity; zinc ion binding. Lineage: Eukaryota; Metazoa; Platyhelminthes; Trematoda; Strigeidida; Schistosomatidae. Bases 215 to 673 code for a protein of 152 amino acids.